CUGUCACAAAUUAAUUCAUUCAUUCAUUACAAAACAUUCACAUUUCACAGUCUGAUAACAUAUUUCUCAGAUCUAAUAAAUAACAAAUUCCUAUAAAUGCGAGAUUCAUUUCAAAUGGAUUCCACCUCGAAAAAUGCGAAUUCAGCUUCAUGUUGUUCUUCAUCUCCAACGACGUCGUCUUCUAUACAAUUUCCAGAACCUUCUUUAACUUCUCCGGCUUCAUCAUCUGUUAAAAGUAAACCACCACCACCACAACAACCGCCGCAUUCUCAGGACUUGUUACCGUUAGGUUUUCAGAGAUCCAUCGAGAAUGUUACUGUUACUGUUCGCUUUCGCCCUCUCAGUCCAAGGGAAAUAAGAAGAGGAGAGGAGAUUGCAUGGUAUGCAGAUGGAGAAACGAUUUUACGGAACGAGGAAACUCCAUCAAUAGCUUAUGCAUAUGAUCGGGUGUUUGGGCCUACAACUACAACACGCCAUGUAUAUGAUAUUGCUGCCCAACAUGUUGUUAGCGGUGCGAUGGAAGGCGUUAAUGGAACCAUCUUUGCCUAUGGCGUGACAAGUAGUGGAAAGACACACACCAUGCAUGGUGACCAGAGGUCCCCAGGAAUUAUUCCGUUGGCUGUAAAGGAUGCUUUUGGCUUCAUUCAAGAGACUCCAAACCGUGAAUUUCUUCUUCGUGUCUCAUAUUUGGAAAUUUAUAAUGAGGUCGUCAAUGACUUGUUAAAUCCAGGAGGGCAAAAUUUAAGAAUACGAGAGGAUAGCCAGGGAGCCUUUGUCGAAGGAAUAAAGGAGGAAGUUGUGUUAUCUCCUGCCCAUGCUCUUUCUCUCAUUGCAGCUGGAGAAGAGCACAGACAUGUUGGGUCAACAAAUUUUAAUUUCCUCAGUAGCAGAAGUCACACAAUAUUUACUCUGACAAUUGAGAGUAGCCCUUGUGGUGAAGAGGGUGAAGACGAGGCGGUUAACUUUUCACAGCUGAACCUCAUAGAUCUGGCAGGUUCUGAGAGCUCCAAAGCUGAGACUACUGGUGUCUGUCAGAAAGAAGGAUCCUACGUUAAUAAGAGCCUGCUAACUCUUGGAACUGUCAUUUCCAAAUUAACAGACGGGAAAGCUUCUCACAUACCAUACAGGGACUCAAAAUUGACCAGGCUUCUUCAAUCUUCAUUAAGUGGUCAUGGAAGAGUAUCACUAAUUUGUACUGUUACCCCCUCAUCAAGCAAUUCAGAAGAAACACAUAACACGCUAAAAUUUGCCCACCGUGCAAAGCACAUUGAAAUUCAGGCUGCUCAAAACAAGAUUGUAGAUGAGAAAUCCCUAAUCAAAAAAUAUCAAAAUGAAAUUCGAUCUCUGAAAGAGGAAUUGGAUCAAUUAAAGGGGGGCAUUAUAACAAUUCCUCAACGAAAGUCUGAAGAUGGUCAAGUCCAGUCAAGACUGGAGCAAGAAGACGAAGCUAAAGAAGCUUUGUUAAGCCGAAUACAGAGUCUGACAAAGUUAAUUUUGGUAUCCAAUAAAUCACCACAUGCAUCUAGAUUUUCUCAUCGCCCUGGUUUAAGGAGAGGAUAUUCUUUUGGAGAAGAAGAGCUUGCAUAUCUCCCACCCAGAAGGCGUGACGUAAGUUUGGAUGAUUCAAACACUGAGCUGUUUGUUUCUGCUGAUGGAAGUACAGAACCGAACAAUGAUGUGCUGAAGGGGGAGAAAAAGAUUAAGAAGCCUGGAUUGCUUAACUGGUUAAAACUGCGGAAACGAGAUAAUCUCUCUGAGGCUUUGACCAGUACAAGUGAUAGAUCAAGUGGAGCCAAAUCUAAUAGUCCGCUUUCAACUCCUUCAGCGAGUAAUCAUAAUCCUCUUACCGAAUCCAUACAUUUACGCUCCUUGCCUACAGAAUGCACAUCUGGCGAGUUCUUGUCAGAUGCCAAACAAGAUCAACAAAUUGACGAGGAUAAUUAUUCACAUCAAGAGACUCCUUCGACUAGCGUCAGGACCCUUGAUCAUAUUGAUCUUUUGAGAGAGCAACAAAUUGUAUUGUCUGGGGAGGUUGCAGUUCAUUUAAGUACAUUAAAGCAGUUGUCAGAGGAGGCUGCACGAGACACUAAUAAGGAAUUCUUGAAUGUCGAGAUAACCAGAUUAAAUGAUAAAAUCAAACAGAAGAACAAACAAAUCUCCCUUCUGGAAGGCCAAAUAGCUGAUUCAGCUACAUCAUCUCAUCACAAUAUGGAUAAAGUUGAACAAUCACGCUCUGUUUCCGAGCUAGAAGCACAACUAAGCGAGAAAUCUUUUGAACUUGAGGUGAAAAUUGCGGAUAAUCGAGUAAUUCAAGAACAGCUCAACCUGAAGAUCACUGAAUGUGAAGGAUUACGAGAAACAAUUGCUUCCUUGAAACAGCUUCUUCCAGAUGCUCAUGUUGCAGAUAAAAAAUUUGAAAAGACGGAAGAUACAAAGCAAGAUUUGCUUCAGCAGGCGCAGCAGGCCUUUGAGAUUGAACAACUCAAACAGAAAGUGAUUGAGCUCUCCGACUCGAAGGAUAUGUUAGAAGCACGGAACAAAAAACUAGCAGAUGAAAGCUCAUAUGCCAAAGGAUUGGCCUCUGCUGCCGCAGUCGAGCUCACGGCUCUAUCCGAAGAAGUUUCAAAACUAAUGAAGCAGAACGAGAGACUAACAGCUGAGCUAGCAUCACCAAAGCACUCAACAACCCCGCGUAAAACAAUUGUUCCUACUAAAAACGGACAAAGAAAUAAUAGUCAUACAAGACAAAAAGAAAAAAGCCCGUCUCAAUUAGAGCUAAAAAGAGAACUGGCAUUGUGUAGAGAAAGAGAAUUGUCUUAUGAAGCACUGCUCUCCCAAAAGAACGAAAGAGAAUCUGAGCUACAACAUAGGGUAGAGGAGUCACAACAAAGAGAAGCUUAUCUUGAAAAUGAGCUUGCAAACAUGUGGGUAAUGGUGGCAAAACUAAAGAGAUUACAAGGAGUUGAGACUGAGCCAUCUGAGUCGAGUAAAGAGAACCAAUGAAGUGAUCGAUGGGACCUCAUAUGAUGUGCUCGCUGUGAUCUAACUACACCAAAUCAUUCCACCAAUCAUAGAUUGUGCGACAUCACCACAGACGGGUGUACGAGUUAUUUGUCAAUAUAAAACUUGAUGUCCGUCUUCUGACAAUGGUUCGUGGUAGUUUUUUGAGAGUGGGAAUGUAAUAUCGGCUUAUAUAGUAGCUUCUAACCAUGGGAAAAUGUUGUGCGCAUCAAAAAUUGGAAGUACAUCUACGCGCUGAAAGGCGGAAAAAAGGGUUAAUCAUGUUCCUGUUCAUAGAAAUGAUAUCAGAUGGGAUAAAAAUGAAAAUUUUUAGAAAGAGUGUUUGCACACAACUUGUAUGCAAGUAACUUGUUGGAUGUUGUUCCUUAUAAUUAAUAUUUAUGUAAAUUAAGUUAUUAUUA
Molecule: messenger RNA, 3422 nt
Organism: Erigeron canadensis
Lineage: Eukaryota; Viridiplantae; Streptophyta; Magnoliopsida; Asterales; Asteraceae
Product: kinesin-like protein KIN-7K, chloroplastic
Exons: 23
Coding region: 97-3003 (968 amino acids)
Biological process (GO): microtubule-based movement
Molecular function (GO): microtubule binding; microtubule motor activity; ATP binding
Source: RefSeq, a predicted model, not a curated record